AUGCCAGGGGAGUUGAGCCAGCAACUAUCUUGAGCCUGGGCAGCGACUGGAAUCUUCCUAGGCUGGGCCCCAGGGACAUUAACUCUUUGUGGUGCCCUUGAGGAGAGCAGUGACCACCAAUAUGUCAGUACCAGUGUGCAAGGUGCCUACGGUUGAGACGGACAAACAGUGAUGUGGAAAUGUACCAUUUGAGAAGACUACGGUGAUGUGGAAAUGUACCAUUUGAGAAGGCCUCCCUUUGUUCUCCUACAGUGCACCAAUUCUUUUUCUCAACUCACUCCAAGAUCAGGACUCUCAGCUGUCCUCCCAGGCUUCUGCGACAGCUGAGGAGUGUGCAGAGGAGGGGACUUGGGGGUCCAGGCUGUGCUGGUCACACCCUCAUCGCAGCACUCUUGGGCCCAGGCUCCAGGCCCUCCCCCAGAGGCUUUGCACUAUUUUGGGUGGUGUAGACCCCGCCCCCACUCUGACUGAGUCCUGGCUCUCCCUCCAGCUGAAGGGGUCGCGCGUUGAUCUUGUUGGGGCUCCGCUUGGGAUCAGGGCUGCCAGUCGCAACCAGAGUCAUGUCGGGCCGCACAGUGCCACAUGCCCACCCAGCCACUGCUGAGUAUGAAUUUGCCAACCCCAGCCGCCUGGGUGAGCAGCGCUUCGGAGAAGGCCUCCUACCAGAAGAGAUCCUGACUCCCACCCUCUACCAUGGCUACUAUGUCCGGCCUCGGGCCUCCAGAGCUGGGGAGGGCAGUAGGGCAGGGGCCUCAGAGCUCAGGCUCAGCGAGGGCAAGUUCCAGGCAUUUCUGGAUGUGAGCCACUUUACCCCAGACGAGGUGACCGUGAGAACUGUGGACAACUUGCUGGAGGUGUCAGCCCGGCACCCCCAGCGUCUGGACCGCCAUGGCUUCGUGUCCCGAGAGUUCUGUCGCACCUAUGUCCUGCCAGCAGAUGUAGACCCCUGGCGGGUCCGAGCUGCCCUCUCCCAUGAUGGUAUCCUUAACUUGGAGGCGCCUCGGGGUGGCCGGCAUUUGGACACGGAAGUCAAUGAGGUCUACAUCUCCCUGCUCCCUGCGCCUCCUGACCCAGAGGAAGAGGAAGAGGUAGCCAGAGUUGAGUCCUGACUGCCCGCGGUAGACCCAGCACCCAGUGAAUCUCCUGUCUACAUCCCACGGUGAUUCCAGAAGUCCGCCACCCCAGAGGUAGCAGCGUCCUCGAGGGGGACAGGAUAGAUGCAUGGUCCACAGUGUAUGGUUUGGUCCCUUGAUGUAUCAUAGCCUUUGAUUUAGUUCUGGGUGGAGCUGAAUAAACCCAAUUCUUGGGGC
Messenger RNA from Mesocricetus auratus (golden hamster), 1310 nucleotides. It is a transcript of the gene Hspb2, whose product is annotated as heat shock protein family B (small) member 2. The transcript is spliced from 3 exons. The coding region runs from base 561 to 1109 and encodes 182 amino acids. Lineage: Eukaryota; Metazoa; Chordata; Mammalia; Rodentia; Cricetidae. The record is from RefSeq and is a predicted model, not a curated record. Gene Ontology annotation, molecular function: structural constituent of eye lens; protein folding chaperone. Gene Ontology annotation, biological process: response to heat; protein refolding.